CGGUGCUUGUUUCGGUCGAGCAGCAUGCCGCCUGCCGACGACCACCUUCGCGGUCUGCUCGAAUUGGUUGCCCCGGACAGUCUUUCCGUGAACGGCAAUGAACUUGACCACGCGAGCCAAGCGGAGCGCGACGCCGCAUCGCAUGCUGUCACACUGACGAAGCCAGGCGAUGUCAUCCUUGUAACUUCUGGUGGAUUCAUUUACUCCACGGGGCGAUACCUGACCCAGCAGCCAUGGGAUCAUGCCUUGCUGGUCGUGGAUGCCACGAAAGCCCUUCAUGUGGGCUUUCCUCGCGUGUGCUACGUCUCCUUGGAGCGCGUGCUGCUUCCCAAGCGUCAGCCAGCCAUCUACCGCGUCCCGACCAUCCACGACUCACCUUCUGCACAGUCACUUAUCCAAAAAUACGCCGAGCUCAUGCAAGACACCCCAUACGAUAUUGCGCGGGCCAUCACCCUCGGCCGUCAACUCACACUCGAGCACUUGUUUAAUCUCAAGUCCACGGCGCGCGCCGCGCCACCGCGCAAAGCAUGGGUGUGCACUGACGCAAUCUUGUCACUUUUGGCUGCGUGUUCGCCGACCUUCCACAGCCAACUCAAAGCUCAAGCCCCUCGGCUCGACCUAUCUCGUCUUGGCAUCGCGUCGCUAAAGGAUUUUUUGACUCUCCAUCACCACAGCGUCCUCACGAGGGUGCCCCUGCCACCAUACAACUUUAACGUGCAACCCACGCCUGCGUUUGACACGGCGUACGUAUUGAAGCACCUCGUUGAUUUUCCCAACCCGGUGAUCGUGUGGGAAAAAUUCCACGGGCUGGUAGAGCGGUUUGCUUCCGAUGCGGCAUUUCAGCACCCUCGUGUCCUGCAAAAGCAAAUGCAAGCGCUCGUGUACGCCAUGAUGUUUCUUCUGCUACUAAAGAAGCACGCGGUCGUGCUUUCGAUCGUCUAUCGAGCUUUGCAGCUGUAUUUGGUCAAGCAAGUCGCACUCGCCCUGCUUCCACCCUCAACAACGUCCAAGCUGUGAUUCAUUAUUUGAACGACACUAACACUGAUAAUUCCAACUUUCACUCCAACAAGCAGACAGACUGAGCGAACGGAUCACUCCUAUCGUGCCCUGUUCGCGCCAGGUGGCACGACCUUUGCAGACGCUGCGGCAUGAUGCAGAGUUCCAGCUGCUGCUGCUGCAUACGGUCCACCUCAUCACCAUGGAAUUCAAACUACUCUCGAUUGCUUUAAAAGUUAAACUUGAAGGCUGGGGCCGGCGGCGGUGCCACUGAGGCUUGCUUGUCGCCGGCAGAUGUUGU
Molecule: messenger RNA, 1297 nt
Organism: Aphanomyces invadans
Lineage: Eukaryota; Oomycota; Saprolegniomycetes; Saprolegniales; Verrucalvaceae
Exons: 10
Coding region: 25-1017 (330 amino acids)
Source: RefSeq, a predicted model, not a curated record